AUGAGGCGUCCACGACAGACACAUAAAGAGACGAUAGCCAAAGUUUGUGUGGAAGAAGAUAUCGGUAAAUCAAGUUCCAGGCCUGGCGACUCCUUCAGCAACGCUGGUGACAGUUCCAGGCCUGGCGACUCCUUCAGCAACGCUGGUGACAGUUCCAGGCCUGGCGGCUCCUUCAGCAACGCUGGUGACAGUUCCAGGCCUGGCGACUCCUUGAGCAACGCUGGUGACAGUUCCAGGCCUGGCGACUCCUUCAGCAACACUGGUGACAGUUCCAGGCCUGGCGACUCCUUCAGCAACACUGGUGACAGUUCCAGGCCUGGCGACUCCUUCAGCAACGCUGGUGACAGUUCCAGGCCUGGCGACUCCUUCAGCAACACUGGUGACAGUUCCAGGCCUGGCGACUCCUUCAGCAACGCUGGUGACAGUUCCAGGCCUGGCGACUCCUUCAGCAACACUGGUGACAGUUCCAGGCCUGGCGACUCCUUCAGCAACGCUGGUGACAGUUCCAGGCCUGGCGACUCCUUCAGCAACACUGGUGACAGUUCCAGGCCUGGCGACUCCUUCAGCAACGCUGGUGACAGUUCCAGGCCUGGCGACUCCUUCAGCAACACUGGUGACAGUUCCAGGCCUGGCGACUCCUUCAGCAACGCCGGUGACAGUUCCAGGCCUGGCGACUCCUUCAGCAACGCCGGUGACAGUUCCAGGCCUGGCGACUCCUUCAGCAACGCCGGUGACAGUUCCAGGCCUGGCGACCCAGAGGCUCCGAGCUCUCAAGGCUGUUGCAGUGAGUACCGUGCGCGACACCAGGUACCUCGUCCUCCAAGACGAGGCACUCCGGCCACCUCGUCCUCCAAGACGAGGCACUCCGGCCACCUCGUCCUCCAAGACGAGGCACUCCGGCCACCUCGUCCUCCAAGACGAGGCACUCCGGCCACCUCGUCCUCCAAGACGAGGCACUCCGGCCACCUCGUCCUCCGAGACGAGGCACUCCGGCCACCUCGUCCUCCAAGACGAGGCACUCCGGCCACCUCGUCCUCCGAGACGAGGCACUCCGGCCACCUCGUCCUCCGAGACGAGGCACUCCGGCCACCUCGUCCUCCGAGACGAGGCACUCCGGCCACCUCGUCCUCCGAGACGAGGCACUCCGGCCACCUCGUCCUCCGAGACGAGGCACUCCGGCCACCUCGUCCUCCGAGACGAGGCACUCCGGCCACCUCGUCCUCCGAGACGAGGCACUCCGGCCACCUCGUCCUCCGAGACGAGGCACUCCGGCCACCUCGUCCUCCGAGACGAGGCACUCCGGCCACCUCGUCCUCCGAGACGAGGCACUCCGGCCACCUCGUCCUCCGAGACGAGGCACUCCGGCCACCUCGUCCUCCGAGACGAGGCACUCCGGCCACCUCGUCCUCCGAGACGAGGCACUCCGGCCACCUCGUCCUCCGAGACGAGGCACUCCGGCCACCUCGUCCUCCGAGACGAGGCACUCCGGCCACCUCGUCCUCCGAGACGAGGCACUCCGGCCACCUCGUCCUCCGAGACGAGGCACUCCGGCCACCUCGUCCUCCGAGACGAGGCACUCCGGCCACCUCGUCCUCCGAGACGAGGCACUCCGGCCACCUCGUCCUCCGAGACGAGGCACUCCGGCCACCUCGUCCUCCGAGACGAGGCACUCCGGCCACCUCGUCCUCCGAGACGAGGCACUCCGGCCACCUCGUCCUCCGAGACGAGGCACUCCGGCCACCUCGUCCUCCAAGACGAGGCACUCCGGCCACCUCGUCCUCCGAGACGAGGCACUCCGGCCACCUCGUCCUCCAAGACGAGGCACUCCGGCCACCUCGUCCUCCAAGACGAGGCACUCCGGCCACCUCGUCCUCCGAGACGAGGCACUCCGGCCACCUCGUCCUCCAAGACAAGGUAAAUUAUCUAACAGCUCAUCGAGGGGCAGAAAUCAUCGAGGGGCAGAAAUCAUCGAGGGGCAGAAAUCAACCCAUUUUUAAGACCUGUUGGGGGUCGUUCCCAGAGUCCCUGAAGUGUUCGGGGUCGUUACCAGAGUCCCUGAAGUGUUCGGGGUCGUUACCAGAGUCCCUGAAGUGUUCGGGGUCGUUACCAGAGUCCCUGAAGUGUUCGGGGUCGUUACCAGAGUCCCUGAAGUGUUCGGGGUCGUUCCCAGACUACCUGAAGUGUUCGGGGUCGUUCCCAGACUACCUGAAGUGUUCGGGGUCGUUACCAGACUACCUGAAGUGUUCGGGGUCGUUCCCAGACUACCUGAAGUGUUCGGGGUCGUUCCCAGACUACCUGAAGUGUUCGGGGUCGUUACCAGAGUCCCUGAAGUGUUCGGGGUCGUUACCAGAGUCCCUGAAGUGUUCGGGGUCGUUACCAGAGUCCCUGAAGUGUUCGGGGUCGUUACCAGAGUCCCUGAAGUGUUCGGGGUCGUUCCCAGACUACCUGAAGUGUUCGGGGUCGUUCCCAGACUACCUGAAGUGUUCGGGGUCGUUACCAGAGUCCCUGAAGUGUUCGGGAUCGUUACCAGAGUCCCUGAAGUGUUCGGGGUCGUUACCAGAGUCCCUGAAGUGUUCGGGGUCGUUACCAGAGUCCCUGAAGUGUUCGGGGUCGUUACCAGAGUCCCUGAAGUGUUCGGGGUCGUUACCAGAGUCCCUGAAGUGUUCGGGGUCGUCAGACAUUUAUGCGACCUUUACGAAACCUCCGCCGGCUCCCUUCUGCUGGCCACAAUAUGGACCACGUGCACGAGCAGACACGUGCACCCAUCAGCAAACACGUGCACCCAUCAGCAGACACGUGCACCCAUCAGCAGACACGUGCACCCAUCAGCAGACACGUGCACCCAUCAGCAGACACGUGCACCCAUCAGCAGACACGUGCACCCAUCAGCAGACACGUGCACCCAUCAGCAGACACGUGCACCCAUCAGCAGACACGUGCAUCCAUCAGCAGACACGUGCAUCCAUCAGCAGACACGUGCACCCAUCAGCAGACACGUGCACCCAUCAGCAGACACGUGCACCCAUCAGCAGACACGUGCACCCAUCAGCAGACACGUGCACCCAUCAGCAGACACGUGCAUCCAUCAGCAGACACGUGCAGGAGCAGACACGUGCACCCAUCAGCAGACACGUGCAGGAGCAGACACGUGCACCCAUCAGCAGACACGUGCAGGAGCAGACACGUGCACCCAUCAGCAGACACGUGCACCCAUCAGCAGACACGUGCAUCCAUCAGCAGACACGUGCAGGAGCAGACACGUGCACCCAUCAGCAGACACGUGCAGGAGCAGACACGUGCAGGAGCAGACACGUGCACCCAUCAGCAGACACGUGCAUCCAUCAGCAGACAAGUCCGCCAGCAGCCACCAGCAGCCGCCAGCAGCAACCAGCAGCCGCCAGCAGCAACCAGCAGCAACCAGCAGCCGCCAGCAGCCACCAGCAGCCGCCAGCAGCAACCAGCAGCCGCCAGCAGCAACCAGCAGCAACCAGCAGCCGCCAGCAGCCGCCAACAGCAACCAGCAGCCGCCAGCAGCCACCAGCAGCCGCCAGCAGCAACCAGCAGCCGCCAGCAGCCACCAGCAGCCGCCAGCAGCAACCAGCAGCCGCCAGCAGCAACCAGCAGCCGCCAGCAGCCGCCAACAGCAACCAGCAGCCGCCAGCAGCCACCAGCAGCCGCCAGCAGCAACCAGCAGCCGCCAGCAGCAACCAGCAGCCGCCAGCAGCAACCAGCAGCCGCCAGCAGCAACCAGCAGCCGCCAGCAGCCGCCAGCAACAGCAGCAGCCACCAGCAGCCGCCAGCAGCAACCAGCAGCCGCCAGCAGCAACCAGCAGCAACCAACAGCCGCCAGCAGCAACCAGCAGCCGCCAGCAGCAACCAGCAGCCGCCAGCAGCAACCAGCAGCCGCCAGCAGCCGCCAGCAGCAACCAGCAGCCCCCAGCAGCCGCCAAACUGUUCAACAGCACACGCACCGCCCCCGUUGUCAACGGCACACGCACCGCCCCCGUUGUCAACGGCACACGCACCGCCCCCGUUGUCAACGGCACACGCACCGCCCCCGUUGUCAACGGCACACGCACCGCCCCCGUUGUCAACGGCACACGCACCGCCCCCGUUGUCAACGGCACACGCACCGCCCCGUUGUCAACGGCACACGCACCGCCCCCGUUGUCAACGGCACACGCACCGCCCCCGUUGUCAACGGCACACGCACCGCCCCCGUUGUCAACGGCACACGCACCCGUUGUGGUCACCAGGACAACUACAACACAUCACAACCAAAUCUACACAGUAAAAUAA
This is a messenger RNA of Procambarus clarkii (red swamp crayfish), 4299 nucleotides long. NCBI's taxonomy places the organism in Eukaryota, Metazoa, Arthropoda, Malacostraca, Decapoda, Cambaridae. The record is from RefSeq and is a predicted model, not a curated record.